Molecule: messenger RNA, 3234 nt
Organism: Marmota flaviventris (yellow-bellied marmot)
Lineage: Eukaryota; Metazoa; Chordata; Mammalia; Rodentia; Sciuridae
Gene: Tmem41b
Product: transmembrane protein 41B
Biological process (GO): autophagosome assembly
Cellular component (GO): endoplasmic reticulum membrane
Source: RefSeq, a predicted model, not a curated record
GGCUGGGGUUGUCUCAGGUGAGGCGGUCGCGCCGGAAGUGGCUCUGGCCGAGGCGCCUCUAUGUUGUACGGAGCCUGCGCGGGGAUUUGUUGUUAAGGGGGCGCGGCACCACCCAGUUGUCUUCACUUCCCAUUGCAGCAGCCAUGGCGAAAGGCAGAGUUUCCGAACGGUCGCAGACUGGAGCACUCCAGACGACCCCAGUGGGGGACGGGAACGCGGGGACGCGGGGCCCUGCGGCGCCGGGGGGCAGAGACUAUGUAAAAGAAAAAGCCUGGGCAGAAGCUGGGUCAGCAAGAAUGUCACUCCUUAUAUUGGUGUCUAUUUUCUUAUCUGCAGCAUUUGUUAUGUUUUUGGUAUAUAAAAAUUUUCCUCAGCUUAGUGAAGAAGAAAGAGUGAAUAUGAAGGUUCCCAGAGAUAUGGAUGAUGCCAAGGCUCUAGGAAAAGUUUUAUCCAAAUAUAAGGACACCUUUUAUGUACAAGUACUUGUAGCUUAUUUUGCUACGUAUAUUUUCUUGCAAACAUUUGCUAUUCCAGGCUCUAUAUUUCUCAGUAUACUCUCAGGGUUUCUUUAUCCCUUUCCACUAGCCUUAUUUCUUGUUUGUUUGUGUUCUGGACUUGGUGCCUCAUUCUGCUAUAUGCUCUCCUAUUUGGUUGGAAGACCAGUUGUGUACAAAUACCUAACAGAGAAAGCAGUAAAAUGGUCACAGCAGGUUGAACGUCAUAGAGAACAUCUCAUUAACUAUAUUAUAUUUUUGAGAAUAACGCCAUUUCUGCCUAAUUGGUUUAUUAAUAUUACAUCUCCUGUGAUAAAUGUGCCAUUGAAAGUUUUUUUUAUUGGCACUUUUCUAGGUGUUGCACCCCCCUCUUUUGUAGCAAUUAAAGCAGGAACAACACUGUACCAGCUUACAACUGCAGGGGAAGCUGUUUCCUGGAACUCAGUAUUUAUUUUGAUGAUUUUAGCUGUUCUUUCUAUUCUGCCAGCCAUCUUCCAAAAAAAACUAAAGCAAAAAUUUGAAUGAAAAAUCAUCUGGGUUUGGGUUUGCUUUCAUCAUCAUCAUCAUCACCAUCAUUAUCAUCUCAGGAUUAGCAGGUGCAUCCAUUUAUGUUUCUAAAUCACCUCUUCAGUAAUUGAAACGAGGAAUUUGUAAAAUAAUAUUUCCUAUCAGACAUAAAAUAAAUGCAUAUAAGUGUCAAGGUAAAAGAGGAAAGUAAAAAUGGAAAUUGAUAUACCAUGAAAAGUACUGUCAUCAAUAGUUAUUAUACACAUAAAUUAUUGUACCAAGGGUACCUAUAGGUAGAUACUAUAAUAAUAGCAUGGUAGGAAUUCUUGGUAUAACUGAUUCAUUCAAGUUAAUAUUUUUCUCAUAUCUAAUGAUUAAAAUAGAUAGUGGUGCAAUUCUUGGUAAUAUUAGCCUUCUUUCAGAGCUUAAGCUGGAUAACUAAAGUUUCAAAGAGAUUUGUUUUUUCUCUUUUUGCCUUUGAUGUAAUGAAUUUGUUUAGAGGUUGUAUCCUCAUAGACCACUGAAUAUAGAAAGGAUAUCAAGUUACCUAUUUUGUUAAUAUUAUUUUUAUUUCUCUUAUAGACUUUUAUCAUGGAUUAGUCUGGUAAUUUAAAUUCUGGCCAGUCUAUUUUCAUCCUUUUUUUCUACCUUUUACAAUGUUUGCACCGUCAUAUAAAAAAUGAGAAUUACAUGAUAACUAUCAUAUUGGAGUUGAUAAUUUAUAUUCAGAUAAUAUUUUGUUACAGUGUCUCUUUAAUAUCUCUGAAGCUUAUAGUUUUUAGACAUUAGAGUAAUUAUUUUGUAUUUUGAAACAAACAAUGGCAGCAUGGCACUAGUGGUUAAAUGUAGUUUAUUUGUUCUAAUGACUGUAAAAUUUACCUCAUUUAUUUAUUAGUCUGGUCAUUAAUUAUUACGUAAUUAUCCCUUUUAUGCAUGAUACACCUAGAAGAAUGCCUUGUUUUCCUGUGAUGGCUUUUUUUGUUUGGGACUGUUUUUGAUUAAUGCAGUUUCCCAAUUUAGAGUUUUUACUUUUCUAACUCAAAAAAGUAACUUCUCAUGUGGUAACUAUUGUACUUAAAUAGUUCUGGAAAAACUAAACCACUUUUUGCUGCUUGAUUAAUGGUAAUGCCCUUGGUUCCUUGUAUCCAGGAUACAGCCAUUCUAAAGUACUGUGUCAGUUUUAGCUUCAUCCCAAGACUGUCAUUAUGUUGAAAAGUGUUUUAGCUGUGUUAAAAAUCCUUUUAUGUUUUCAUUGUGAGAAGAUCAUCCUUAAAGUUUCUACUACAUGAUGUGGACUGAUUUAUUUUUUUCUAUCACAGUAUUAACAAAUGGAUUUAUUGUAAAUACAAAGAAAAUAUAUUGGUUAAUAUAGUAAGUCUUAUGUCACUUGGCCUUUUGUGCAGAAUUAUUUAUUAUUAUUUCUAGCAAUGUUUUCUUUCUUAUUGACCAGAGUCUGAAUGAUAAACUUUUGUUAUUUUUACAAAUCAAUUAAAACAUAGCCUUUUGGGACAAAGUUCACUAAAUAUUACCAUAUAAAAUGUAAUUGAGCAAAUUUUUAUCAGACUUUUAAAAAUAAAAGUAAGAGCUUGGACUCGGGAGAAGCCCAUUUACUCUGGUAUGUGCACAUUGUACUUACUCUAUUAUCAGAGUGUUUUCUCCAUGUUUAUUAUAUACCCUUUCGCUUUGCUAUUUAUUUUUCCUGUUAGAAAACUAUAGCUGUCAAUUUAGAUGGUGGUAUAUUUUCUUCUCCUAAGAGAAUUGCCAGUUUUUCCAGAUUCCUCAUCAGAGACUUCAUCGGGCUAAACCCCAAAUAUACUUGGUGGCCUGUAUUCAUGGAGUCACAGACUUGGCCUAAGUCCAAAUGUAAAUUCAAGCUUCAGCCAUCUACCCCAACACUUUUUUUUUUUUUUGGUGCUGGGGUUUGAACUCAGGACCUUGCACAUGCUAAGCAUGUACUUUUACCAUUGAGCCAUAACCCCAGCCCCUUUGGUCACAUCUGAAAGACCAUUAUGUAGUAGUGGCCACAAGAGAGCAAGCAUCUGCAAUGGAAGGUGAGUGAGUUAAAUAAAUAGAAAGUUGACAUACUAAGACACUAAGGCUAUUAUCUUCUUAAUUAAUGGUCUUUCUCUAGAGCUCUGUUACUUUGAGUGUCAUAUAUCUAAGAUACUUAAUAAAUGCAAACUAAAAUGUAAUAAUAAUAAUAAUAAAAUAAAUUGUACUGGAGAAACUUAAA